Molecule: messenger RNA, 1059 nt
Organism: Prorocentrum cordatum
Lineage: Eukaryota; Dinophyceae; Prorocentrales; Prorocentraceae
Source: the annotation of a GenBank genome assembly
AUGGCGGAGAAACAGGGUGUUCUGUACGUUGCCUACAACUUGGCGACUGUGCCCGAUUUAGGCGCUGUGCUAGGGCGCCUGUUUCGUGGCCUCGAGGUCGGGGCCCAGCAGGAGCUCAAGCGGAACAUUGUUGUUUGCGAGGACGCAGGGCGAUCACACCAGCAUCGGCUACCGGAUGGAGUAUACGUUGCUAAACAGUCGGAAGCAGGACUACAUCCAGGAGGCGCAGUUCGCAGCAGCGGUCAGUGCAAGGUGACCAGGUUGCGGACGCCGCCCAGACGCAAGCGGGUUCCCGAGACGCUAGUGGAGAUCUGGCGUCCAGCGGCAGCUAAGCGAGAGGUUGCCAGGAUAGCCUUCGAGGAGCCGAAGAAGGCCAGGCAGAGGAGCUGCGACGAGAGUGGCGUGACGAAGACCAGGAUGAAGGAAAACCAGGUUUGCGGCUCGCCGCCCCGCAAGAGCAGCAAGGUGAUCGCCAACGAGGCGGAGAUGAAGUACCAGGUGGUUCCGAACUGGAAGUGUUUGCGGCCGAGCUGCCGUUUCACGAACUUCGGCUUCAGGCAGGAGUGCAAGAGCUGCUCGGCGAUGGCGCCCUGGGUCUCGCUUCUGCUGGAGGACCUCCAGGCGGCGGAACGCGUGGGGGAUCAACAAACGAUCCAGCCCCUGGAGCAUCACAUGCAGAUGCAGGAAAUCAUGCUUCAGCAGCCAGCGGACCAAAAGAGCAACUUGGACAUGAUGCUGCACACCACGGAGAUGGGCAGCGACCUGGACGAAGUACUUGAGGACGAUGCCGACCUGCUCGAGCUCGAAAAGCAGCGACACCUCCUGAGCAUUGUGUUCAGGGCGUGGGCUGGGGAGCUCAAGGAUAAGAAGAACAAGGGGAAGAAGGACAAUAAGGGCAAGGGCCGUAGAGGCGCCUCAGGAGCCAGCGGUGGGACUCACCGCAAGGCGAAGGCCAAGGAGAAGGAUGAGGCGCCCGAGGCUAUCACGGAUGAAAAUCUCGUGAGCAUGAUGGCGCAGGUGCUCAGACUCCUGGACAGCGGCGCGCCACAGGAGGUCAAG